Messenger RNA from Hyaloscypha bicolor E, 1671 nucleotides. RefSeq lists its product as uncharacterized. The record is from RefSeq and is a predicted model, not a curated record. Gene Ontology annotation, molecular function: molecular adaptor activity; GTP binding; GTPase activity. Bases 1 to 1671 code for a protein of 556 amino acids. Gene Ontology annotation, biological process: cytoskeleton-dependent cytokinesis. Gene Ontology annotation, cellular component: cell division site; cytosol; septin ring. NCBI's taxonomy places the organism in Eukaryota, Fungi, Ascomycota, Leotiomycetes, Helotiales, Hyaloscyphaceae. The transcript has 2 exons.
AUGGUCUCUUCCACCAGACCAAGAACCCCCAGUUCUAAAAGCUCUCCGCCAGCAGAAACCAAGCUGGAUGCAAUCCCAGAGGCUUCAAAAGCACAUCCCCCUCGCCGCUCCUCCCUCGGUCUCCUCUUGCGCAGGUCGAAAUCCGGCGAACUGAAGCCAAGCAAGAAACAACAGGCAAUCGCGAAGGAACAAGAAGCCGAGAGGCUACGUCGCGAAGCUGCUGCCGUAUCAAAAUCACCACCCCGCCUGCCAGACUUAUACAACGGCCAGAAGCCCGCAAAUCUUCCAUUCGGCGGCGAGGAUCGUCCUGACUCGGUUGCAAUCAUGUCCGGCAGAGCUGGUGGAUACGCUGGUCGUUCGUCGAUGGAGCCGGGGCGCUCAUCUGCGGCGACUGGCAGCGUACCAAUUCCUCCGAUUCCAUCGAACGGAGCUCGAGGUAGCGAUUAUGUCGAUCCAUACGCUCGAACUGAGAGCAUGACGCACCGUGGAAGAUAUAGCUAUGCUAGCAGCGCAGUUAGCACCAUCAACAGCCCGCGCAGAGUGAGGAGACGGAAGGACCCAACACCCUUCAACAUUCUCAUCAUCGGCGCCCGUUCAUCUGGCAAAACUUCUUUCCUCAACUUCCUCAAGACUUCACUCGCCCUCCCACCGAAAAAGAGGGGUACUAGACCUGCCGAACUCGCGGACGAUAUAUUUGCACCACAAAACUCCAAGUCCGGCAACUUUGAAUCACAUUAUUUGGAAACCGAAAUCGAUGGCGAGCGCAUUGGACUAACACUUUGGGAUUCGGAGGGUUUGGAUCAGAAUAUUGUUGAUCUCCAACUCAGGGAGAUGUCGUCUUUCCUCGAGAGCAAGUUUGAGGAGACGUUCACGGAGGAGAUGAAGGUCAUUCGAGCACCAGGUGUUCAAGAUACCCACAUCCAUUGUGUAUUUCUUCUCCUCGAUCCUCUUCGUCUUGACGGAAAUAUCGCUGCGUCGAAGAAGGCCUCUUCGAAUGGCAACGGGAAUGGAAUGAAUGGGAAGUAUUCGUCUGCGUCUCGUAUCAUCGGUGGUCUGGAUGAGGAUCUGGACCUUCAGAUUCUGCGUACAUUGCAGGGCAAGACAACGGUCGUCCCUGUUAUUUCGAAGGCGGAUACCAUCACCACAGCCCACAUGACAUACCUGAAGAAGACCGUCUGGGACAGCUUGCGCCAAGCCAAUCUGGACCCUCUUGAAGCACUCGGACUCGACGAUUUCGAAGGUGAUAGCCCAAGAAAUUCAAGCCGCAUCGACGAGCAAGACGAGGAUGCAGCUUCAGAUGGGGGCAGGAGCUCUGGCGACGACCUUCCAAUCCAAUCUCCUGAAACUUCCUCAACUCCUAAGUCGAAGAGACUCUCAUCCGGAUCCGUUCAAAGACACAAGGCAAUGAACGAUGAGGCCGAUGGUGCAGAGGUCCCCUACCUCCCCCUCUCAAUAAUCAGCCCAGACAUCUAUGAGCCUGGAGUAAUUGGCAGGAAAUUCCCUUGGGGGUUUGCAGAUCCUAUGGACAUCGAACAUUGCGACUUCGUCCGGCUGAAGGAUGCCGUGUUCAGCGAGUGGAGAGGGGAACUCAGAGAAGCAAGCCGAGAGCUCUGGUACGAAGGAUGGAGAACAAGCAGACUCAAGCAUCGCGAGGUUAAGCCAAAACGAUGA